ACAGAGGCAAUGCACUGCUGCCCACCUCGAGAUGCUGCCCGUUUCUGGGGCACAUGCCCAUGAUCGCACAUCUAGAUUAUAGAGGAAUAUUUUUUGGGGGGCCUGGAUCCUUCAUAUUGCUGUCACUGGCUGUGUGCUGCAGCAGCCUUUCCCCUAGCUUCAAGCUGGCACUCUCCUGCCUUCCGAGCCUGGCAUACGGUGCCCCCUGGCACUAUGAGAUAUAGCGGUACAGGAGGCAAAGACCAUAAAACUCACGGGUUUCCCGGUGUUAGCACUAGCACGAGUUUGUCCCCGGACAGGACCUCACCGCACAGCGCCAGCAGCCAGCGCAGCACACCGGGGAAAGCCGGGUCCCGCUGCCCGGCACUCACACAGCUCGCCUCUGCGGACAGCAGCACAGUGAACCGGGGGCGCCGCGCGCAGACUGGCACGGAGCAGAGAGAGCGCCCACUGCACCGCAGCUCUGCCAGGAAUAGCUGCGCAGAGGAGCCAAUGGAGGAAGAUGGGAAAGAUAGGGCAAAGAGGGCUUCACGCAACAGGUCUGAGAAAAAAAGGCGAGACCAGUUCAAUGUGCUUAUCAAAGAGCUCAGCACCAUGCUUCCAGGCAAUGCCCGCAAGAUGGACAAAACCACUGUGCUGGAAAAGGUUAUUGGCUUCCUACAGAAGCACAAUGAAGUUACAGCUCAGCUGGAGAUUGGUGAUAUUCAUCCAGAUUGGAAGCCUUCAUUCCUCAGUAAUGAAGAAUUCACCCAACUGAUGCUAGAGGCUCUUGAUGGCUUUAUCAUAGUGGUUACUACGGAUGGGAGUAUCAUCUAUGUUUCUGACAGUGUUACACCUCUACUUGGUCAUUUACCAUCUGACAUCAUGGACCAAAACUUGUUGAAUUUGCUACCAGAACAAGAGCAUUCGGACAUCUAUAAAAUGCUAUCUUCGUAUAUGCUUGUGGCAGAUUCUGCAUCUCUCAACUAUUUGAAUUCUGAGAACGACUUGGAAUUUUGUUGUCACCUUCUGAGAGGGACCCUAAACCCCAAAGAAUUUCCAACGUAUGAGUAUAUUAAGGUUGUAGGAAACUUCCGGUCUUACAGCAACAUACCUCUCUCUGCGUGCAGUGGCUUUGAAGGGACUGUUUCAAGAAUGUACAGGUCACAGGGCAGCAAACAGGUGUGCUUCAUUGCUACAGUCCGACUUGCAACUCCUCAAUUUUUAAAGGAAAUGUGUGUAGUUGAAGAAUCAUGUGAAGAAUUUGCAUCAAGGCAUAGUCUGGAAUGGAAGUUUCUCUCUUUAGAUUACAGGGCCCCGCCAAUUAUUGGAUACUUGCCUAUUGAAGUUCUUGGCACAUCUGGAUAUGAUUACUAUCAUGUAGAUGACCUAGAGAUAUUAGCCAGGUGUCAUGAACAUUUGAUGCAGUUUGGUAAGGGCAAGUCUUGCUGCUAUCGGUUUCUCACCAAAGGUCAACAGUGGAUCUGGCUUAAGACUCAUUACUAUAUCACAUAUCAUCAGUGGAAUUCCAAGCCUGAGUUUAUUGUAUGCACACACUCCGUUGUAAGGUAUGCAGAUGUUCGAGUGGAAAGGAAGCAAAAAAUAAGUUUGGAAGACAAUUCAUCAGAAGCCAUUGUAACAUCUGCACUAGAGGACAAGGACCUAAAUGUGGACAGUGAUCAGCACUUUAAUAUGCUAGAAGUUAGUGCCUCACACCUCAGCCCCAGCCGCACGCCCUCCGUGUCUUCAAGAAGUUCACACAAAUCUCCUCAAACCCCGGUCACUAAUCCUGCACCUACUCCCACAAAGCUGUCUACAGACUACAGCACUCAGUCAUUGCAGGGGAUUCCUAGUAUGCAGCAGCAUGAUGUGCCAUUGCAAAGAAUGAACCAGUCUGCCCCAGCCCAGACCUCAGUAGCGACCCAGAAAUGCGAUGUCAUUCAGCAACAAAAUCCACUACAAAGCAGACCUGCCCCAAUGCCCCAGUUUUCAGCACAUGGCAUGUUCCAGACCAUUAAGAACCAGCUGGAACAAAGGAGACUGAAUAUCCAGGCCAACAUACAGUGGCAGCAAGAAGAGCUAAAAAAGAUCCAAGAGCAGCUGAUUAUGGUCCAGCAUUCCAACUUACAAUUGCCAACAUCUGAAUCCAGUUCCCAGGGACAAUAUGUUGUUGAACAGAUGUUUUACCAGCCACAAAUUGUUUCCUUGAGCUUCAGCAGUGUCCAACAGACUCACCCUCAGCAGCAACAAGCGCACCAGAGGCCUGGCAUGGUAUCCCAGCGGCAGCAAUUGGUGUCUAGUUCUCCAGUCCAAGCACCCAUACAGUCUUCUCAGAUGGCAAACCAGCACCUGGUAUCAUGUGCACCAGAACUGAGAGAGGGGCAGAAAUCAAUGAGCCUGCAAGGAAUAUCAACUGAAGGCCAAUCAACCAACAGAAACUCUGCUUCACAUCUUAGCACUCCAGCUGCAUCAACACAAAAUUUGAACACAGCACCCUCUUCUGGUUCGCAGCAGGAUAACAACCAACAGCACGAAGCACCAGAUUUCACUCAUGACAGACAACUUAGAUUGUUGCUUAGUCAACCUAUCCAGCCAAUGACGCCAAGCUCGUGUAGCACAAGGACAUCUUCAGACAGUGGACAUCAGUCAAAAUAUUCACAGAGCUCACAGAUAUAUAGGGGUUUAGAGGUACAGUCGUCCAUCAACAGUGGUCCUAUUGUUCUAAUGGGUCAAGCAAUUUUACAACCUGGCUUUACAUCGACACAUUCUUCCUCUCAACAGCCGAACAUCCAGCCUAUGCACGUUCAGCAGCAGCAAUUUAUCCAGGUGGCAGCAACACGCACUUUACGAAAAGAGCAGACUGGGUCAUCAUUGCUUCUGCCCACUUACUCCCAGCAUCAAGGGACUAUGGGGUUACAGCACCUUACACAAAGGAGAACUAAUAGUCUCUCUGAGACAUCUGGUGUGCAGUAACAAACCUGCAAACUUUAUUCCCUGGCAUCAGUUAGAAAUGUCUCGGUUUCUGCUUCCUUUUUAGUGAGGAGGUGGUGUCACAUAUAUUGCCGAUUGUGAAGUUGUCUGCUGGGGGAUGUUCAGUUCAGUUUGUUGAUCACUGAUGGAAGUGAUGGUUAAGUACUCAUAAGCUGUACUGGGAGGACAGCAACCUGCAGCAAAGCACCAUUUCUCCUCAUCUCUUUCAAGACAAGCCUUUGAUUUGAUCAGAGUUUGUAUUUAUCAAAGCACUGUGUGCAGUCACUUCCACACUAACAGACAAUUUACAGCUGCCCAAAGAGUGAUGAUUAAAGUAUGGAAUGCGUUCCUAGUCCUGGGUAUGCCUCAUACAUAGGCAGGUGCAUGGGUGGCAGUAUGAUGAAGAGGCUUCAUUUGCUCUAUGACUCUGCUUUCUUCAUGGUUUCUAGCAUUUGUUCCCUGAUUCUCCUAUUACAACAGCAGCUGAAGGUGCAUUGACUGUAUGGUUUUAAAAUGUGUAGAUGCAUUGUACUAUGGGGGGUAGGAAGUCAUCUUUUCUUUUCAAGUUACUAGUAAGUUCUCGUCUUAUUUUUACUCUUUUCAAGUUAUGCAAACUUAGCAAUUCCCCCCCCCCCUCUCUCCCUCUCUC
Pseudophryne corroboree (corroboree frog) is the source of this 3598-nucleotide messenger RNA. RefSeq names its product neuronal PAS domain protein 2 (gene NPAS2). Gene Ontology annotation, cellular component: cytoplasm; CLOCK-BMAL transcription complex; nucleus. Gene Ontology annotation, molecular function: E-box binding; DNA-binding transcription factor activity, RNA polymerase II-specific; protein dimerization activity. The transcript has 22 exons. The record is from RefSeq and is a predicted model, not a curated record. Gene Ontology annotation, biological process: regulation of transcription by RNA polymerase II; circadian regulation of gene expression. NCBI's taxonomy places the organism in Eukaryota, Metazoa, Chordata, Amphibia, Anura, Myobatrachidae. The coding region runs from base 214 to 2952 and encodes 912 amino acids.